Molecule: messenger RNA, 3885 nt
Organism: Dioscorea cayenensis subsp. rotundata (Guinea yam)
Lineage: Eukaryota; Viridiplantae; Streptophyta; Magnoliopsida; Dioscoreales; Dioscoreaceae
Product: trafficking protein particle complex II-specific subunit 120 homolog
Cellular component (GO): trans-Golgi network
Source: RefSeq, a predicted model, not a curated record
CCAAAGUCUGCUUCGUUUCGCUGAGCUCGCAUUCCUCGUCGUCUCCGAUCCUCAUCAAUGGAGCCGGACGUGAGCAUCGAGACAGGCUGCGAGAUCCGCGUUGCCGUGCUCCCCAUUGGCGGCGCCAUCCCUCCGCCGCGCCUCCGUUUGUACCUUUCGAUGCUCUCCUGCCACCGCCGAGUAGAUCUCUCCUCCGUCAGCUCCUUCUAUUCGGAGCACCAGAAGAGCCCGUUCACCCACCAGCCAUGGGAUUCCGGUUCUCUCCGCUUCAAGUUUGUUGUUGGCGGCGCUCCUCCUAGUCCUUGGGAGGAUUUCCAGUCGUGCCGCAAGAUUCUCGCUGUUGUCGGCCUCUGUCACUGCCCCUCAUCGCCAGACCUCUCCUUGGUCGCCGAUCAGUUUUCCGCUGCUUGUAAGCCUUAUACUUCGGCGCUUGUUGAGCGGUGUUUCGCCUUCUGCCCUUCUGAUUCUCAGCUUGAUGAAGGCAAAAGGGUGAGCAAUGUCAUUUUGUUCCCUCCCUCUGAUCGACAAACACAGGAAUUUCACAUGCUAACAAUGGUGCAAGAUCUUGCUGCUUCGUUGUUAAUGGAGUUUGAAAAAUGGGUUCUUCGUGCAGAAUCUGCAGGGACCAUUUUGAAGACACCAUUAGAUUCUCAAUCCAGCCUUAGCUCUGAGGAGGUUAUUAAGGCCAAAAAAAGGAGGCUUGGUCGUGCACAAAAAACAAUAGGUGAUUAUUGUUUGUUGGCUGGAUCUCCAGCAGAUGCCAAUGCACAUUAUAACACUGCAAUAGAGCUAGCCAGGUUGACUGGAGAUGUUUUCUGGCAUGCUGGUGCUCUGGAGGGUAGUGUUUGUGCUUUACUGGUAGAUCGUGCAGGCCAGCAAGAUGCAACUUUAGAAGAGGAAGUCAAGUAUCGUUAUUAUACCGUUAUCCAACUUUAUAGAAGGUCAUAUUUGCAAGACAAUGCUCAAAGAGUUUCAACAGUGAGCUUUGAACUUGAGGCUGCGUUAAAGUUGGCACGAUACCUUUGCCGGCAAGAACUUGCUAAGGAGGUAGUGGAGUUGUUGAUGGGUGCUGCUGAUGGUGCAAAAUCAUUGAUUGAUGCCAGUGAUCGCUUGAUAUUAUAUGUUGAGAUAGCUAGGAUAUAUGGAUCUCUUGGAUAUCAGCGUAAAGCAGCUUUCUUUUCAAGGCAAGUUGCUCAGCUUUAUUUGCAGCAGGACAAUUCGUUUGCUGCUAUAAGUGCUCUGCAAGUUUUGUCCUUGACCUCAAAGGCAUACCAUGUCCAAAGCAGAGGAGCUAGCCAAAAGCAAAUUGGGUCUCACCAUAGUCUUGGACCAAGUCAGGCUGAUGGUGGGAAAAUGCAUCAGCAGUCUAUUGUCUCCUUAUUUGAGUCUCAGUGGAGCACGCUGCAAAUGGUUGUUUUGAGAGAAAUACUAAUGUCAUCUGUCCGUGCUGGAGAUCCUCUUGCUGCAUGGAGUGCAGCAGCUCGUCUACUUAGAUCCUAUUACCCAUUGAUUACACCUGCGGGCCAGAGUGGUCUUGCAAGUUCACUUGUAAAUUCGGCAGAAAGGCUACCAGUAGGAACUAGGUGUGCCGAUGCAGCUCUCCCAUUCAUCAGAUUGCACUCUUUUCCCAUCCAUCCUUCUCAAAUGGACUUAGUGAAGCGCAACCCAGCAAAAGAAGAGUGGUGGGUAGGUUCAGCUCCUUCAGGACCAUUUAUUUACACACCUUUUGGCAAGGGAGGUUCAAAUGAAAGUAACAAGCAGGACCUGACUUGGAUUGUUGGGGAGCCAGUCCAAGUUUUGGUGGAGUUGGCAAAUCCUUGUGGCUUUGAACUGGUGGUUGAGAGCAUUUACCUUUCAGUUCACUCUGGUAAUUUUGAUGCUUUUCCUGUAAGCGUAAAUCUUCCCCCAAACUCAGCCAAGGUGAUCCUGUUAUCUGGUAUUCCUACUAAAGUAGGGCCAGUUUCGAUUCCUGGAUGCAUAGUGCACUGUUUUGGGGUCAUCACUGAACACCUUUUCAAGGAUGUGGAUAACCUGCUCCUUGGAGCAGCACAAGGUUUAGUUCUUUCUGAUCCUUUCAGAAGUUGUGGCUCAGGCAAGUUGAAAAUUGUGUCUGUCCCAAACAUUUCUGUGGUCCCGCCUCUGCCACUGCUUGUUUCUCAUGUUGUUGGGGGUGAUGGUGCUGCAAUCUUAUAUGAAGGUGAAAUUCGUGACAUAACAAUAAGUUUCUCUAAUGCUGGAACAGUGCCAGUUGAACAAGCACAUAUUUCACUUUCUGGAAAAAAUCAAGAUUCUGUCAUUUCUAUUGCACGCGAAAGUUUAAGAUCAGCUCUUCCUCUCAAACCUGGUGCUGAAGUUACUGUUCCAAUCACUAUAAAAGCAUGGCAGCUUAGCAUGGCAGAUUCUGAUCAUGCUACUAACAAGAACAGCUCUGGAGUAAGCAGAAUAUCCAAGGAAGGGAGUAACCCACUAUUGGUUAUUCAUUAUGCCGGGCCAUUGACGUCUGAUGAGUUCCCUGAAAAUGGUGACACUGUUUCCCCAGGAAGGCGUCUAGUUGUUCCCUUGCAUGUAUGUGUCUUGCAAGGUUUGCGCUUUGUGAAGGCUCGCCUGCUCUCUAUGGAAAUUCCUGCUCAUAUUAAUGACUCCCUUUCAAAAAAGGUCACUUCUCCGAAUGCAAUGAAUAGCUUGUUGAAGAUUGACCCAUACAGUGGAAGCUGGGUAUUUCGCCUUCUCGAAAUUGAGUUAUCUAAUCCAACUGAUGUUGUGUUUGAGGUCAAUGUAUCUGUCAAGACGGAUAGUACCAAUAAUGGCAAUGGGGUGACAUCUAUUCAACAUUAUGCUGCUGACAUCGGUUAUCCAAAAACCAGAAUUGAUUGUGACUUUUCUGCACGGGUGCUUAUUCCGUUGGAGCACUUUAAGUUACCUGUACUUGAUGGUUCUUUCCUUGCCAAGGAUUGUCAACCAAAUGAUUUUUUAGGCGGUAAAAUUUCAAAUGCAGCAGAAAGAAACAGCAAGGCUGAGUUGAAUGCUUCUAUUAACAACCUAAUUAAAAAAAUAAAGGUAAGGUGGCAGUCUGGGAGAAAUAGCUCUGGUGAAUUGAAUAUCAAAGAUGCAAUUCAAGCAGCUUUGCAAGCAUCAAUGAUGGAUAUAUUACUACCAGAGCCAUUAACCUUUGUCUUCAAUCUAGCAAAGAAUGGAACUGCAAAUGAAGCUAUUAAUGGCACAAAACAACUUGCUGAGCAAACUAAUGAGUUGGCCAACUCUGUUGAUCAAUGUGCUAGUGGAUCUGCCGUUAGGUUUAAAGGUUCUAUAUCAGCUCAUGAGAUGACUCCUAUGGAAGUCCUCAUUCGCAACAACACAAAAGAACCUAUACAAAUGAGCCUCAGUGUUACUUGUAGAGACGUGGCAGGGGAGAAUUGUACCGAGGGAAGUAAAGCAACAGUAUUAUGGGCUGGUGUUCUUACUGGGAUACAAUUGGAAGUGCUUCCUCUUGAAGAGGUCUCACAUUCAUUCUCACUCUACUUCCUCGUCCCCGGAGAGUACACACUCAUGGGCACUGCCAUCAUAAACGGUGCAACCGAUAUGCUCCGUGCUCGAGCAAGAACAGAUUCAUCAGAUGAAACAAUAUUCUGCAGAGGGUCCCCUUUUCAUAUCAAUGUUGCCGGGGCAGUCUAAUUGCUCUUUUUUUUUUAAAAAUUUUAUUUUUCAGGGUCACAAUUGAGAGAAGUCUAGAAAAUGGUAUUAAUAGCUUUCUCAAUGUUUGUUGUAAAUACUACUAUUGAGAUAUUUUUAUGAGGUUACAAUAUUUGCUAGAGUGUGAGAGUGUGCUAUUUAUUGUUGGUCAUUCAUGAAAUGUCAUAAUCUUUGUUUUGGUUUUCUUUCUCUUCA